Molecule: messenger RNA, 644 nt
Organism: Anopheles moucheti
Lineage: Eukaryota; Metazoa; Arthropoda; Insecta; Diptera; Culicidae
Gene: Pfdn1
Product: prefoldin subunit 1
Exons: 2
Coding region: 83-469 (128 amino acids)
Biological process (GO): protein folding
Cellular component (GO): cytoplasm; prefoldin complex
Molecular function (GO): protein folding chaperone
Source: RefSeq, a predicted model, not a curated record
UGCACAUGCGAAAACAAAGUACGAAAAAGCAGUGUUUUAUACCGAGCUAGAAACCUUCCCUUGUAUCUUGCAAACUGUGAAGAUGGAUCCUGAACUAAAAAAGGCAUUUACCGAAAUGCAGGUGAAUAAGAUCGAAUCUACCAAGAAGAUUCGCCUGCUGCAUAUGAAGACGGAUAGUUUGAAGCUUUCGAAGCAGCGUAUCGAAGUAACGAAUCGACACAUCUCCAACCUUGAUCCCACUACCAAAGUGUACGCAUCGGUUGGUCGUAUGUACGUGCUGAAUGAUGUUCCAACGUUGACCGAACAGCUAAAAACGACCCAAGCUUCCUACGAAGAAAUGAUCGCACAGUGCGAGAAGAACAAAGACUUCUUGAUUAAAAAUCUCAAGGAUCAGGAAGAAAGUCUCCGCGAGCUGGUACAACAGAAGAAGGCAGAAACGACCGAAACGAAUGGAAAGCCAGUGGAAUAAUAAGUGGUAGAAUUCAACGAACAAUAAAUUAAUAAUCCAAUCAACUGCCUUUAUUUAGAGUACCAUCUAAAUCAAAAUUAGCGUACGAACAAAACUCAUUGCCAAGAUUGCGUUCAUGCUCUGGUCGAAAUUGGCACAUAUCAACUCCUAGAUGUUCCUUGGCCCAGUCCUGCAC